GCUUGAACGAAACUUUCAUGUCCCUUGUUACAAGAAAUAACUGGAAAACUUUGCUUCGAACUGUCCAAAAAACCCGCUGGUUUUCCAAUGCUACAUCUUCCUUCGGCCAGGUCAAACCUUCUCUGGAUCUCGAUCCCAGUCUUCAAGCUCUGUUGAAAGAUGUCGAUAUUUCCUUGACUCGUCACAAGGUUUCUGUUCCUUCACAUCGGGAACUUGAUAUAAUCCCUUCAGAGUCUAUCGAGGAAAGCCGGAAUACCGAAAUUCCCGUUCCAGAAGACUCUUUGGAAAGGAAAUCUCCAGCAGCAAUCUUUGGCAGCCAGAGAAUUGGGUCCAUAAUUUUGCCCGUAGAAUUACAGAAUUCUAUCAAUCUCCUGAUAUCGACGUCGGACAAAUCAUUGCUUCAUAACGACGCUAAGCGAUUAUUCCAAGGAGGAGACAGCGAAAACGAGGAAAAUGCGGACUGGGGCUCCAAAUACGAGGUCAAGUAUCGCUCGCGACAUCAAGCUUCACGCCAUUCAGAUCGUGAUGGGACCGCGUUUGCCUCAAUCGCGCUUCCAGCACAUUAUUCCGCUAUACGUGCAGUGUUAACUCACGUUAAACAUCGUCUCAGGCCUGAUUGGAUCGUUUCAAAGGUAAUUGACUGGGGAGCAGCAACAGGGAGUGGACUCUGGGCAUCUGCCCACACCUUCCAACAAGGUGUCGACGUUUCACAAGAUAUGGAAGGCUUGAAGAUAUCUGAUACCUCCCUUCAAACCUACAUUGCUAUUGAUAAAAGGGACGGGCUCGUUACUAUUGGUAAACGCCUACUCCGAGACCUCGAGAAGGACACGCUGACCGUAAUAUGGCAAAGAGCAUUCCAUGAUGAUAAUAAAAUGGCUCGAUCCCUCGGCGAAGAUACCAUCGCCUUGUCGGCUUUCAAUCUAACCUCUCUUCCCACAAACAUUGCUCGAAAAUCUCUUGUCAAAGAAAUGUGGGAGAGCGGUGCUCAUACUCUGAUAUUGAUAGAUCAUAACACCACGAGCGGAUUUGAAAACAUCGCGGAAGCAAGAGAGCUUCUCCUGAAAAUGGGGAGGAAAGAGAUGGAAGACCCGUCCACCGAGGAUUGGUCUAUCCGAGGAUCUCACGUGGUAGCUCCUUGCCCACAUGACGGUGAAUGUCCCUUGCUUCACCCGGGCACCACACAAUUGGCCUGUGGAUUUUCUCAACGCUUGCAGAGGCCGUCGUUUAUACGUCUCACAAAACACUCGACUGUUGGCCAUGAGGAUAUCGGUUAUUCUUAUGUCGUCAUCCAACGCGGAGCAAGGCCUGUUCGUCCUUCAAGCAAAUCGGGACGAAUUGGAGCAACGGGAAAAAGGGAACUCGAUAGGAAAGCAGAAUCCCAGACGAUUAUGAAAGAGCUAAGACUGCACGAUGAAAAUAAUGUAGGCGAAAUGCCACCAGAUGCACCUCAUGCAGUUGAACUUUCAAAUCCACUACGGGUGCCUCUUGAUUACGAGCUUCAGACAGAAUUACGAAAAGAAGCUUACAGCUGGCCUCGUCUCGUCUUCUCACCUUUAAAGAAAAGUGGUCACAUCAUCCUUGAUGCUUGUACACCGGAAGGGAAAAUAAUGCGCCUGACAGUCCCAAGAUCUCAAGGAAAGCAACCGUAUUAUGAUGCACGAAAGUCGAGUUGGGGUGAUUUAUUUCCACACGAGCCUAAGAAUCCACCGCAGGAGCGCUAUCAGCCUCGCCGAGCAAAGCGCGACGGUAGCAUUGGCCCAGUGAGAGGGGCAGACAUUGGCAAGCGUCGAACUGUCGAGGAACAGACCCGGAUAAGCUACGAAGCCCUUUCGGAGAAUAUCAAGGAGAACAGGAAAAAGUCGAGAAGGGAUAGGAUUUCGCAAGGGCUCGAGAACGACAGUGUUUAAGUAACCACCCUCUACUCAAAUUUAUCACUACUACACAUGGAAGAUUGUGCGUAUACUUAUUAACGGUUAAUAAUCUGCUAUACGAAUACCAGGGCCUCUAGUUGAGCUAAGUAGAACCUUGCUGAUGACCACUAAGGAGAGAUUACAGGUAAGCUUUCAGUGGAAGUGUGUUUUGAAGGUUCUACCUGGUUUUUUAGUUUCUUUCUGCCGAUUGUCUUUGAUGUUUCCUGUUGCCUUUUUGACAGAGGCCAUGAAGUGUCUGAAAUUCCGUACAACCUCGUCGGCAGAGAAAUGCAUCUGUCGGUGGGGUUGGUCAGACUUGGUCAGAGUCAUAUAAGUUCAACGAAUUGGAUAAACCAACCGAGCCUAUAGGCAUAUGAAUAU
Messenger RNA from Lentinula edodes (shiitake mushroom), 2291 nucleotides. Its product is annotated as mitochondrial small ribosomal subunit Rsm22-domain-containing protein. Lineage: Eukaryota; Fungi; Basidiomycota; Agaricomycetes; Agaricales; Omphalotaceae. The record is from RefSeq and is a predicted model, not a curated record. Gene Ontology annotation, molecular function: methyltransferase activity; structural constituent of ribosome. Gene Ontology annotation, biological process: translation. Gene Ontology annotation, cellular component: mitochondrial small ribosomal subunit. The transcript has 7 exons. Bases 18 to 1907 code for a protein of 629 amino acids.